UUUUCUCUCAUUGCAUUGUUCGUCGCAUAUUGCACCAUGCCAUUAUUCCCUGAAGGAACGGGGCUAAAACCAGAGAUGAACCCCUCGAUUGAUUCAGCCGUGCCGACGACCACUGUGCCUCUCUCGCGAGAAACGCAGGUGAAGAAUCGGCGCAAACGAUAUUUAGACGCGCAUCCCGAGUAUUUCUCGGCUGAUCUCGAGCUUGCUGACCCGUUGCUGUACGAUCGCCUAAUCCGCCGUUUCCAGACGCCGGCUGAAAGAGAAGCCGAAGGACGCGCCAAAGGGUUCUCGGGGGUGCUUCAAGCCGACCUGUGUCGUUCGGAGGCCAAAUUCGAUGCCCUUUCACAUCCAGACCCCCAUGCCUUGUUCAGCUAUACUCGCGGACCCAACGGGGAGAUUCUCGCGGAAGAGCGGGACGAGAUUCCGCCGAGUAAAGAAGAGGGGGAGAAGCUGUGGCGAUGGGAGAUGACAUUGCGGUUUAUCCGCGGAGAAGACGAAGACUUUGAGUAUCCGAAUGUCGACGAUAAUGACGAGUAUGACGAUUGGAAUGAGGAGCAGGAGCGAUACUUCGAGGAUGAGGAACCGGAAUGGGUGGUGGACCAGGCCAAUGGAGAUGUCAAAUCUCAGCUGCAAGGAGAGACGGGCAUCCAGGAUUUCUGAAGUCACUGGAAGCAUGAAAUACUGCUUUCUACCUUGUAUUGCUUGGCUUUCGAGAAGUGGUUACAGCCCAUGUUUCCAAAUUACGCCCGUCUCGCUUUGGGUAUGUCGCUGCCGACGAGUUCUGAAAAUUGGACUCGACAGAGCAUGGUGGCAUGUGAUGGACACCCAGUAAUGAAUAAACAGCCUGCGCUGCAUCUCUCGAUGCUCGAUAAAGUCGUGGUGAACUGGCUUACAAUCUGCCGGGUACGUCCUCUCGUUGGCAGCGGCGCCUGUGCAGUUAAUGCCUGCAAGCCUAUAUGGUGUGUCAUUCACUCCCUCCAGAGAACGUUCCAUCUCCUAUGCAUCUUUUCCGAUCUCAUCUGGUCAUUGCCCGGUGACAUUGGACCACUGAGUCUCAAAUCUACCAUACCUUUGCUAUAUGGCCUUGCCUUUACGCUACGGUCCGAGAAAGUCCAGAGAUUUUGAUUACUGGGUCUUUCUUACGUGCAAAGGCAAUGGUGUUUGGGGCUCAUGGAUGGUGUAUAUCACUCUUCAAAGAUUAUGUGCUUGUGUAUAGUCUGAGAACUGUUAAGUCAUAGCUGUUGAUAGAAUAUAACUUAUUACAAAAUACUCAUAGGCCUCUCUGGUUUGAUACCAUGAACACU
Messenger RNA from Aspergillus melleus, 1304 nucleotides. RefSeq lists its product as uncharacterized. The transcript is spliced from 3 exons. The record is from RefSeq and is a predicted model, not a curated record. Bases 37 to 660 code for a protein of 207 amino acids. NCBI's taxonomy places the organism in Eukaryota, Fungi, Ascomycota, Eurotiomycetes, Eurotiales, Aspergillaceae.